AUGUCAAAACUCCCAAUUAUUUUUCUCAUUUUUGUGGUUUAUUCAACACAAAUAAUCAAUGGAUUAUUGAAUAAUCCAAGAAAACUUGAUGAAGCUAAUAUUGUGAACAAAUGUGGUAGUUGUCCUUGUAACAAUCCAUGUAAUACACCCUCUCCACCACCACCACCACCACCCGUUCCGUCACCACCACCACCAAAGAAACCACCAUCAAGUGGAUAUUGUCCUCCUCCUCCUCUUCCUCCUUCCGAGGGCGGUGGUGGUGGUGAUGGUGGUGGCGGUUAUAGUCCAAAUCCACCAAGUAAUUCACAAUACAUAUAUAUGAAUGGUCCACCAGGAAAUUUGUACCCCGUUGAUCAAUAUUUUAAUGGUGCCAAAAGGGACUUUACUAGUGGAUUUUCACUUUUGAUCAGUGGAUUUUUCAUGGGAAUUAUUGCUUUGAUAUGAAUAUUGAUCAAAUUUUAUGAAGCUAGCUGCAGAUUUCAUCAAAAACAAGAAAUUUAGUGGCUAAGAGUAUUUUUAAUCUUCUUAGGUUAGUGCUAAUUAGCUAUAUUAUCUUAUCCUAUCGUUAUAAUUUCCAUCUGUAUCGAUUCUAGUUCCAAUAACAUUUUAAUUUUCUUCCACUUUGUAUUUUUUUUUUGUAAAAUUUGUUGUCAGUAUUUUGUUUCUUUUUAUAUUUGAUCUAAUCAUAUACUGUUUCUCUUCCUCUCA
Solanum verrucosum is the source of this 708-nucleotide messenger RNA. Its product is annotated as cytokinesis protein sepA-like. The record is from RefSeq and is a predicted model, not a curated record. The transcript has a single exon. Bases 1 to 444 code for a protein of 147 amino acids. NCBI's taxonomy places the organism in Eukaryota, Viridiplantae, Streptophyta, Magnoliopsida, Solanales, Solanaceae.